Messenger RNA from Knipowitschia caucasica, 759 nucleotides. NCBI's taxonomy places the organism in Eukaryota, Metazoa, Chordata, Actinopteri, Gobiiformes, Gobiidae. The record is from the annotation of a GenBank genome assembly.
AUGUCCAGGAGAGCCAUCCGCAACAUGAACACACUAUAUCCUGAUGCCACUCCUGAGGACCUCCAGGCCUCUGAUAAUGUGUGCAUCAUCUGCAGAGAGGAGAUGGUGACUUCAGCCAAGAAACUGCCCUGUAACCACAUCUUCCACUCCAGCUGUCUUCGCUCAUGGUUCCAGAGGCAGCAGACCUGUCCCACCUGCCGCAUGGACAUUCUGCGGGCUACCACCCCUGCGCCUACUGCCAAUGCUAAUGCUAACCCUAAUGCUAAUGCUAACGUUGCAGCGCCGGCAGCCAACGCCCCUGCUCCGGCCAAUAACAACAACAACGUGGCCCCUGGGAUGAUGCCGGCCUUCCCCCCUGGAGUCUUCCCGUUCUGGGGUCCUUUUCCUCCUGUGCCUCCACCUGCUCCUGCUGCAGCGUCCCCUAGUGCUGAGGCUGCUCCAGGCUCCUCUGAGACACCAGCUGCAGACUCGUCCACAGACCCCCCUCCUCCCCCGUCUUUGCCGGGGUUCCCCUUCUCCUUCCCCCCUCCCCCUCCCCCCUGGCUACACAUGCCGCCGCCGCCGCCAUUCGUGGCCUCCAUGCCCCCCGCCCCCCCCUCCCUCUCCUCCCUGUCGGAGCAGGAGCUGCAGGAUCUGGAGGUCGAAGGUCGUCAGGGUCUGGAGGCGCGGCUUCAGUGUCUGCAGAACAUCCACACUCUGCUGGACGCCGCCAUGUUGAACAUCCACCACUACCUGAGCUCCGUGGCCACGCUGCGGUGA